Sorghum bicolor (sorghum) is the source of this 2452-nucleotide messenger RNA. Its product is annotated as probable protein phosphatase 2C 6. Gene Ontology annotation, biological process: protein dephosphorylation. Lineage: Eukaryota; Viridiplantae; Streptophyta; Magnoliopsida; Poales; Poaceae. Bases 574 to 2022 code for a protein of 482 amino acids. The transcript has 4 exons. The record is from RefSeq and is a predicted model, not a curated record. Gene Ontology annotation, molecular function: cation binding; protein serine/threonine phosphatase activity.
GGCGAGUGCACGUAGCUUUCCCUCCCUCUCCCUCUCCCUCGCCCCGUCGCCUCUCCCUCCUUUCUGCCGGUAAACUCCCGGCUCCCGAGCCGCAGCCGCAAAUUACCCACCUCGACGUACCCGACACCGGCUGCCAAAUCUCCAUCCGCUUCUUCCCCGCUCCCGCUCCCCAGGUCGAGGAGGGGGCUGCUCGCCACCCGCCUUGCUCGCUACACUGCACGACGCUCUUUGGUGCUGGUGCCGCUACUCUCCUUCCCGAGUUCCUGACGACUCACGAGGAGGGCGUUGCCCGCCUGCCUGCCCGUCUGUGCUUUGGCGAUUCGGGCGCUUGGGCUUGGACUCGGAUCCGCGUGUGCCUGCCUCCGGACGCGCGCGAGGUUCGGGCGCCGGAUUUGGGGACGGAUCAUAGCAGAUCUGGAGGCACAUGAGGCGGCGGCGGCGAAGGGGUAGCGGGAGCGGGAGCGAUGCGGUGCUUCUGCGAAGGACUUGAGCCGGCCUGGGAAGGUGAUCCUGGAGGAGGUGGCGGCGGCGGCGGCUGCGGAGGCGGAGGGGGAGGAGGAGGUUGGAGGAGGGAUGGAGGACGUCGUAGCGGUCGUGGCGCCGCUACCCGCGCCGCCGGCGCCGACGUUUAGCCCCGCCGCGGCGGGGCUCACGCUGAUCGCUGCGGCAGCGGCGGACCCGAUCGCAGCGGCGGUCGUGGGAGCCAUGGAAGGGGUGUCCGUGCCCGUGACUGUGCCCCCGGUCAGGACGGCGUCGGCGGUGGACGACGACGCGCUGCCGCCAGAAGGGGAAGGGGAAGGGGGAGACGCGUCUGUGGCCGGGAGCCCGUGCUCGGUGGCCAGCGACUGCAGCAGCGUGGCCAGCGCUGACUUCGAGGGGGUUGGGCUGGGUUUCUUCGGCGCGGAGGGUGGGCCCAUGGUGUUCGAGGACUCGGCCGCGUCCGCGGCCACGGUCGAGGCGGAGGCCAGGGUCGCGGCUGGUGGGAGGAGCGUCUUCGCCGUCGACUGCGUGCCGCUCUGGGGCUACACCUCCAUAUGCGGCCGCCGGCCGGAGAUGGAGGAUGCCGUUGCUAUAGUGCCGCGAUUCUUUGACGUGCCGCUCUGGAUGCUCACCGGCAAUGCGGUGGUCGAUGGGCUCGAUCCCAUGACGUUCCGCUUACCUGCACAUUUCUUUGGUGUCUAUGACGGACACGGUGGUGCACAGGUAGCAAAUUACUGUAGGGAACGCCUCCAUGUGGCCCUACUGGAGCAGCUGAGCAGGAUAGAGGAGAACGUGUGUGCUGCUAACUUGGUAGACAUGGAGUUCAAGAAACAGUGGGAAAAGGCCUUUGUUGAUUCUUUCGCUAGAGUGGACGACGAGGUUGGGGGCAAGGCGAUCAGGGGAGGUGGUGGUGAAGCAGGCACAAGUAAUGCUGCUGUGGCGCUCGCGCCAGAACCUGUGGCACCUGAGACCGUCGGUUCAACGGCGGUCGUCGCUGUCAUCUGCUCCUCGCAUAUCAUUGUCUCCAAUUGUGGAGAUUCACGGGCGGUGCUCUACCGUGGCAAGCAGCCCGUGCCUCUGUCGGUGGAUCAUAAACCUAACAGGGAGGAUGAGUAUGCAAGGAUUGAGGCAGAAGGUGGCAAGGUCAUACAAUGGAAUGGUUAUCGAGUUUUCGGUGUUCUUGCAAUGUCACGAUCAAUUGGUGACAGAUAUCUGAAGCCAUGGAUAAUUCCAGUCCCAGAGGUAACAAUAGUUCCACGGGCUAAGGAAGAUGAGUGCCUUAUUCUUGCCAGUGAUGGCCUCUGGGACGUAAUGUCAAAUGAAGAGGUAUGUGAAGUUGCUCGGAAGCGGAUACUUCUGUGGCACAAAAAGAAUGGCACAAGUUCAUCAUCAGCCCCACGGGUUGGUGAUUCCGCAGACCCAGCUGCUCAAGCGGCUGCUGAAUGCUUGUCAAAGCUUGCUGUUCAGAAGGGGAGCAAAGACAACAUCACUGUCGUUGUAGUUGACCUGAAAGCACACCGCAAGUUCAAGAGCAAAACCUAACCAUGAUGGCUUGAUGGACAAUUAUAGCGACAAGUUGCUAGGAACCUAGAUUUGGAGAAUCCAAAUUUGGUCAGUUUAGCACGCUGCCUUAGUACAUUACUUAGCCCAGUUCUUUAUUUUCUCAGUUCUUUUUAAGCCAUUUGGGCUGCCAAGGGCUGUAUUCACCAUAUAUGGUACAGAUUGCGAAAUCCGUGUCAGGGUUUUAUGUUUCCUGACCCUGGUGACGGUCCUGUUUUCAUUCUUCUUUCUUCGUUGCCCUGUAUUCUUUUUGUCUAAGCUGGGCGUCCAUGUAUCUGGCAAUGUAUAUUUGAGCUUGUAGGGUACAAAAGAAACGAAGUGUUAUAAAGGGUCUGUAUCCUGCCUGCCUGAAUUUGGGAAAUCUAUCAAUUGCAUUAGCUGGUAAUACAAGUAUGCACUCGAAAUUUGGAUA